AUGCCUCUUCCUACUGAACAGCGCGCGCCGACUCCAGACGGUGACCUCGAUGAAGCAUUAGUCGAGGGAAAGAAUGCUGCGCAGAUCCAACUUGGCCCCCAGUCGCCACCGGCCAUAACGUUAACGUUUCCUGAAGGUGGACUUCGUGCAUGGAGCAACGUGAUAGGAUGCUUCCUGCUGGCUUUCACUUCCUUUGGUCAACUCAAUGCAUUUGGUGUCUUUCAAACGUACUAUGCCGAGAACCUCCUUCAAGAUUACACACUCUCUAGCAUCAGUUGGAUUGGUAGCGUCCAACUAGUCAUCACGUAUAUCAGCGGAAUUAUCCUCGGUCGCGUCUUCGACAUCUAUGGCGCAAGGUCUUCACUUGUCAUUGGCUGGAUAUUAUCCACGUUCUCCUUGAUGAUGACGUCUCUAUCCCGCAAGUACUAUCAGAUUGUACUCGCGCAAGGUAUUGGGCUGGGAAUCGGGAUUGCCCUGCAGUACAUGACCGUACCGACUCACUGGUUCCGCGCCAAACGAGCCGCGGCAAUGGGCAUAGUGGUGUCUGGUGCUAGUCUAAGUGGCAUCAUCUAUCCUAUCAUGUUGUCAAGACUAUUCGACUCUGUUGGCUUUCCAUGGGCUGUCCGCAUCAUGGCCUUCAUGAACUUUGGGAUCCAGGCAGUGGCCAUUCCUCUCGUCAAGGAGCGUCUUCCGCACCGCCUUGGUCUCCCGCUCGUCGAUGUCGGAGCUUUCCGGGAAGGGACAUUCCUGUUGCAUAUCAUUGCUGGCUUCUUGGCCCCCUUCGGUUUAUACACGCCAUACUGGUACAUCGAACUGUUCAGCUUGUCGACCGGACUCAGCGCGAACCUGUCCUUCUACAUGAUCGCCAUCAUGAACGCGGCCGGUCUAGUUGGGCGAGUUUUAACUGGCUACCUCGGCGACCGGUACGGACGAUUCAAUGUGACUGUUCCUAUCCUCGUGUUGGGUGCCAUUUCAUCUAUGGCAAUCUGGACGACUUCCAAGGGUGCUGCUGAGACUGUCGUUUUCUCUCGUAUGGAAGCUGCGUACUCUUCGAUUUCGGCGUCCGCCACUGCUCAAAUCACACCGGAUCCGACCCAGAUUGGUGCACGUAUUGGUAUGUUCAUGACUGCAAUGGCUCCGGGAAUUUUGACCGGUCCGUCGAUCUCGGGCGCCAUACUGCAGCAUAAUGGCGGAAAUUAUCUCGGCCUUCAAAUAUUCGUGGGCGUCAUGCUCUUAGCAGCUGCAGGGGCCGAGUCAGCGGCUCGGUUGUAUGGUGCACCGCAAUUGUUUUGUAUCUUCUGA
Molecule: messenger RNA, 1302 nt
Organism: Rhodofomes roseus
Lineage: Eukaryota; Fungi; Basidiomycota; Agaricomycetes; Polyporales; Fomitopsidaceae
Product: MFS monocarboxylate transporter
Exons: 11
Coding region: 1-1302 (433 amino acids)
Biological process (GO): transmembrane transport
Cellular component (GO): fungal-type vacuole membrane
Molecular function (GO): transmembrane transporter activity
Source: RefSeq, a predicted model, not a curated record